Bufo bufo (common toad) is the source of this 857-nucleotide messenger RNA. RefSeq names its product UDP-N-acetylglucosamine transferase subunit ALG13 homolog. The transcript has 4 exons. Gene Ontology annotation, molecular function: hexosyltransferase activity. Gene Ontology annotation, biological process: dolichol-linked oligosaccharide biosynthetic process. Bases 90 to 587 code for a protein of 165 amino acids. The record is from RefSeq and is a predicted model, not a curated record. Lineage: Eukaryota; Metazoa; Chordata; Amphibia; Anura; Bufonidae.
UGAUCGUGACGUCAUGAAAGGUCCUUCCCUGACUAGAAGCUCUUCUCUCCUGCCGGUGCUCGGUGGGUGGUGGUUUCAGGACCUGCAGUAUGGGGAGAUCCGUCUUUCUCACGGUUGGCACUACCAGCUUCGAUGAGCUGAUUUCCUGCAUUUCCUCCGAGCAGAUUCUCAGCAUUCUGAAAGACCUCGGCUACAACAGACUGGUUCUCCAGAUUGGAAGGGGAACAGUAGAACCUCAGUCACACAGUACAGCCAGCUUUACCCUGGAUGUCUUCAGAUACAAGGACUCGCUGGCAGAAGAUAUCCAGAAUGCUGAUCUGGUGAUAAGCCAUGCAGGGGCUGGGAGCUGCUUAGAAACACUUGAAGCACAAAAACCUCUUAUUGUUGUCAUCAAUGAGAAACUAAUGUCCAACCAUCAGCUUGAACUCGCAAAGCAACUUAAUAAAGAUGGACACCUCUACUACUGUACAUGCAGCACCCUUGGGAGCACACUGAAGACAUUGGAUCUGUCGUCUUUAAAAGUUUUUCCACCAUGUCAUCCAGCAACAUUUGCACAUUUUUUAGAUAAAGUUGUGGGUCUUCGAUAGCAGUAAACCAAUGGAUGAGUACAUUGAAAAUACUUGGCAAAGCAUGUAAAAAUGAAGCUGCAAUCCAAAUCUGUUGGGGAAUACAAUGCGGCUACUUUGGAUCACAUUGAGGGUAUGUUCACAUGCUGAAAAUGCACCUUGUAAAAAGCAAGCUGAUCUGCCUCUGUGAACAGCAGGUUUUUGACGUCAGAAACGCUGGCAAAAAUGUAAAAAAAAAUGCUACCUAUUAUAGCUCUUCCUUAUUGACGUCAAUAGGCUUCAACCACUUCU